This is a messenger RNA of Fulmarus glacialis (Northern fulmar), 5638 nucleotides long. It is a transcript of the gene DENND4A, whose product is annotated as DENN/MADD domain containing 4A. Gene Ontology annotation, molecular function: protein binding. NCBI's taxonomy places the organism in Eukaryota, Metazoa, Chordata, Aves, Procellariiformes, Procellariidae. Gene Ontology annotation, cellular component: ESCRT I complex; cytoplasmic vesicle. The coding region runs from base 23 to 5638 and encodes 1871 amino acids. The record is from RefSeq and is a predicted model, not a curated record. The transcript has 31 exons. Gene Ontology annotation, biological process: regulation of Rab protein signal transduction.
CUAUAACGUCUUGUAAUGGAAGAUGGAAGACAAAGGGGCUCGUGUUGCUGACUACUUUGUUGUCGCAGGAUUAACAGAUAUUUCAAAACCACUAGAGGAAGAAAUCCACUUCAAUGAUGCUUGCCAUAAAAUCGCUAAACCAAAAGAACCUAUUACAGAUGUAACAGUAAUUAAUAAAUCUCUGGGGGAGGAAGUUCCUCAGGGAUAUAAAUGCAUAGAUGUUACUCCCUCAGGACUGUCUGCAGAUCUUAAUAAUGGCAGUCUUGUAGGACCGCAAAUAUACCUUUGUUAUCGCCGAGGAAGGGAUAAGCCCCCACUUACUGAUUUGGGGGUUUUAUAUGAUGGGAAAGAAAGAGUAAAGCAAGGUUGUGAAAUAAUUCAAACUACUCCAUAUGGUCGGCCUGCAAAUAUUAGUGGCAGUGCGUCAUCACAAAGAGUGUACAUCACUUACCGAAGAGCAUCCGAAAACAUGACACAAAAUACAUUGGCUGUUACGGAUAUAUGUAUAAUCAUACCAAGUAAAGGAGAAACCCCUCCACAUACAUUCUGCAAGGUUGACAAGAAUCUUAAUAAUAGUAUGUGGGGCUCAGCAGUAUAUUUAUGUUAUAAAAAGUCUGUGGCAAAAACCAACACCAUAUCAUAUAAAGCUGGUUUAAUAUGCAGAUAUCCCGAAGAAGAUUAUGAAUCAUUCCCAUUACCAGAAUCUGUGCCUCUUUUUUGUCUACCUAUGGGUGCAACAAUUGAAUGUUGGCCAUCUAACAGUAAAUACCCUCUCCCGGUUUUUUCUACAUUUGUACUAACUGGAGCUUCUGCAGAAAAGGUAUAUGGUGCUGCUAUUCAGUUUUAUGAACUGUAUCCUGAAGAGAAUCUCACAGAGAAACAAAAAUCUCAGCUGGGAUUAGCAGCUGCUGUUGAGGGAAAGUCAGACACAUGCAGAACAGUUCAAACAAAUAAAUGCAUCUGUCUGCUCUCUCACUGGCCUUUCUUUGAUGCUUUCAAGAAGUUUCUUACCUUUCUGUAUCGUUACUCCAUUUCUGGUCCACAUGUCCUACCCAUUGAGAAACACAUUUCCCAUUUCAUGCAUAAAGUUCCUUUUCCAUCUCCUCAGAGGCCAAGAAUUCUAGUUCAGCUAUCUCCACAUGAUAACCUGAUUCUUAGCCAACCUGUGUCAUCACCCCUUCCACUGAGUGGGGGCAAGUUUUCUACACUACUUCAGAAUUUAGGACCUGAAAAUGCAGUAACUCUACUUGUAUUUGCUGUGACGGAACAUAAAAUUCUCAUCCAUUCAUUGCGACCUUCUGUCCUUACUAGUGUGACAGAGGCAUUAGUCUCUAUGAUAUUUCCCUUCCAUUGGCCUUGUCCAUAUAUUCCUCUCUGUCCCUUGGCACUGGCAGAUGUGUUAAGUGCACCAUGCCCAUUCAUAGUGGGAAUUGAUUCAAGAUACUUUGAUCUCUAUGACCCUCCACCAGACGUUAGCUGUGUUGACCUAGAUACCAAUACAAUUUCUCAAACUGGAGAUAAGAAAGCUAUUGCAUGGAAGAUCUUACCAAAGAAACCUUGUAAAAAUCUGAUGAACACUUUAAGUAAUUUAUAUCAGCAACUGGCAGAAUUGCAACAGAGACCAAGAGAAGAUGCAUUAAUGGAAUUAGCAAUGAAUGACUACGAUUUUAAUUCUGGGAAGAAAUUGCAUCUGUUAGAUUUGGAGAUCCAAGAAGCAUUCCUGUGUUUUAUGGCCUCAAUACUAAAAGGUUACAGAUCUUAUCUCAGGCCAAUAACAGAGGCACCCUCUGAAACAGCCACAGAUGCAAGUUCUCUCUUUGAACUACAAGGUUUCCUCAAAAGUCGAGAUCGUUCACAUCAGAAGUUCUACACACUGAUGACCAAAACUCAAAUGUUUAUUCGCUUCAUUGAAGAAUGUUCUUUUGUCAGUGAUAAGGACGCAAGCCUUGCAUUUUUUGAUGACUGCGUGGAUAAAGUAGAUAUGGACAAAACUGGGGAAACACGACUUAUAGAGCUGGAUGAGUCAUACAAGAGUGAGCAUACAGUUUUUAUAACACCACCUGAGAUCCCUCAUCUGCCAAAUGGUGAAGAGCACCCUCUACAAUACAGCUAUAAUGGAUUUCCAGUAUUAAAACUAGAUUUGUUUGAGCGACCUCAAGGAUUUCUCACAGCACCAAAUAACAAACUGUCCUCAAAAGCCAGUAGUCCCAACAGCCCAUCGCCAAUGUUCAGAAGAACUAAACAGGAAAUUAAAUCUGCACAUAAAAUUGCUAAGAAGUACUCAUCCAUACCACAGAUGUGGUCCAGGUGUUUGUUACGUCACUGCUAUGGUCUUUGGUUUAUCUGCCUUCCUGCGUAUGUGAAAGUGUGCCAUUCAAAAGUCAGGGCUCUGAGAACUGCAUAUGAUGUGCUACAAAAAAUGCACACCAAAAAAAUAGAUCCACCUGAUGAGGUAUGCUACCGAGUACUCAUGCAACUGUGUGGACAGUAUGGUCAGCCUGUGCUAGCAGUGAGAGUGCUUUUUGAAAUGCAGAAAGCUGGUGUUGACCCUAAUGCCAUUACUUACGGCUACUACAAUAAGGCUGUUUUGGAAAGUACCUGGCCUUCAAGCAAUCGAGGUGGCUACUUCCUGUGGAUGAAAAUACGAAACGUUGUUCUAGGAAUAGCACAGUUUAAAAAAGCAUUGAAAAAGCUACCAGCAAGCACCUCACAUACAGCCAUUCCUGGGGGACUUUCAGACUUUGGCAAUAACACAUCAUUCAAAGAAGAAGCCAGGCAAGGGAAAACUUGUCUUCAAGAUAUACAAGAACAAAAAGAGGAUAAGAGAGAGAGUGACUCCAGUUCUCUGUCCGAAGUGGAGAGCGCAAAAGGGAGUGGUGACUGCCUACCUAAAUUAAAUUAUCAGAACUCAAGUAAUGCCAAAGCCGCUUCUAGCAUAGUGCGACUCAAUAGUACAGUUGACAAUACCGUAGCAGAAGCUAGCACGGUGAGUUUAGAGAGUUCUGUAGGAUUGCUGUUUACAUCAUCUUUUGAGGAUGCCAGUGAAGCAGAAGUUACAGAAAGUAAAUCCUUAAGAAAGAGACAUAAAAGCGCAGUAGAACCUGACUUAAGGGAGAUACCGUGGGAAAGCAGGAACCGUAACCUGAGUGGAGAUGGCUUAGUGGGACUCAUGAUAAAUAGAAUAAAUCAGGAAGCAAACCCUGGAGAAAUUGUUGAAAAACUAGGAGCUGAUGCCAAAAUCCUAUCUAGUGCAUUACAGAAAAGCAUAAGGCCAAAAACUCUUAAUAUCAGAACUUCCUCUUUAGGAUCUAAGAGAGAAAGCCUGGAGAAAGAAUCCAGUGAUGAAGAUGCAGCUUUUGAUUGCAGUUUUACAGAUAAAACAGAGUCUCCUGUUAUCUUUGAUCUGGAAGACUUGGAUGCAGAACCUGAAACGUCAACAGCAGUGAAAACCUCCAGUGAAAAAUCCAGAAGGCUGCAAAGAAAGAGCAGCUUUCCAGUAAAGCCAGUUGAAAAGACGGAUGUUGAAACUGGAUUUGAUCCACUGUCCUUGCUGGUUGCCGAGACAGAACAGCAGAAAGAGGAUGAGGACGAUGAUGAUGAUAGAAGUGUUUCUACUCCAUCUGCAAGGCGAGAUUUAGCUGAAGAAAUAGUCAUGUACAUGAACAACAUGAGCAGCCCUUUGUCAAGUCGUGCCCCAAGCAUUGAAUUGCAAAAACCCCAUGAUGACAGAAAUGCUAAUAAAAAGAGCCCAACAGUAAUCCAACCUUGUAGGAGGUCCAGCCUUCCCCCAAACUCCCCAAGGCCAUCCAGUCUUACGAAAUCCAAGAGUUAUCACGCAAAAAAUGAAGAAAGGCGAGACAGGCUUUGGUCCUCCCCAGCUUAUUCCCCAAACAGUCCAGCAAAGGAACAGCCACAGGAUGCAACUAAUGCAUUAACGCUUGUGUCUUCACCAUCAUUCAACUUGGAUACGCUGUUAACACCUAAGUUUGAUGUUCUAAAAAGCAGCAUGUUUUCUGCUGGAAAAGGGGUUGCAGAGAAAGCUAGCAAGUGGUACUCAAAAUUUACAAUGUACGCUGCAUCCUCAAAGGAUCAAAAUUCAGACCGAGCAAGUGUUUCAUCUCUUGGAGCUUUGGACUCAGAAUCUACUUCUCUAACUGAUGAAGAUGUCUGCAAUGAUUUUGAAAGUGCUUCUCCUCAGGAGAAUACCACAUCAGAAAUUAAGGGAAUUGGCCUCAGCAGGACAAGCCUAGAAAGCUCAGCUUCCCAUGAUGGUUCUCUUUCAAAGUUCCCUUUACCUGACAAAUCAGAGUUGAUAUCUUCUUGCAGUACAAGUAGUACCAGUGUGUUUCAGAACUACGCUAUGGAGGUCCUCAUCUCAAGCUGUUCACGAUGUCGAACUUGUGACUGUUUGGUUCAUGAUGAAGAAAUCAUGGCAGGUUGGACAGCAGAUGACUCAAAUCUCAAUACCACGUGUCCUUUCUGUGGCAAUUUAUUUCUGCCUUUUUUAAGCAUAGAAAUUAGAGAUCUUCGGCGACCUGGACGUUAUUUUCUGAAGACCAGCCCUUCUACAGAAAACAUGCAGUUCCCAUCACUUUUUGCAAAUCAGAGUGGCAAGUCCUGUAACACUGCAGCUACUGUUGGCCUUGCUACAUCUCUAAUGUCUGUUCAAGAGGAUAUAAAUUCAAAUAGCAAAUCUAAGCAGUAUGACAAUAUUUGUGCCAGAAGUAUCCAGAUCCCCUCAGGAAGAAGACAAAAUACCUCUGGGUCAGAAUGUACAAGUCACCCUGUAGCAAGGAGUAUCAGUACUUUUGGUCCAUUGGAAGAAGAUGAGAAGGAAAACCAGAAGAUCAGCCAUAUCAUUCCUACUGGUAGCCUGCCUGCUACUUUGCAAGGACCAACAGAUUCCUUGGGCCUAGAAUGGCGCUUACCUAGUCCUGAUCCUAUAACGGUUCCUUAUCUCAGUCCUCUAGUGGUAUGGAAAGAGCUUGAGAGCUUACUUGAAAAUGAAGGGGAUCAUGCAAUAACAGUGGCGGACUUUGUAGAUCAUCAUCCUAUUGUGUUCUGGAAUUUGGUGUGGUAUUUCAGACGCUUGGACUUGCCCAGCAACUUACCAGGAUUAAUACUUUCUUCUGAGCACUGUAAUAAGAACUCCAAGAUUCCGCGAAAUUGUAUGUCAGAGGACAGUAAAUAUGUUCUUAUUCAGAUGCUAUGGGACAAUAUGAAAUUGCAUCAGGAUCCAAGGCAGCCUCUGUAUAUUUUGUGGAAUGCUCAGACCCAGAAGUACCCAAUGGUCCAUUUAUUGCAAAAAGAUGACGACUCCUUUAAUCAGGAGCUCUUGAGAAGUAUGGUGAAAAGCAUUAAGAUGAAUGAUGUGUACGGACCAAUGAGUCAAAUAUUGGAAAGAUUGAACAAAUGGCCACAUAUUAAAAGACAGAGGAGUCUUUACAGAGAAAUACUAUUUCUUUCACUUGUUGCCCUAGGAAGAGAUAACAUUGAUAUAGAUGCUUUUGACAGAGAGUACAAAAUGGCCUAUGAUCGUCUCACAGCUAAUCAAGUGAAGAAUACUCAUAACUGUGAUAGGCCACCAAGUACUGGAGUGAUGGAAUGCAGAAAGAUUUUUGGAGAACCAUAUCUUUAA